AUGGACGUCGACAAUAAUCCUUCGGGCCCAUCGGUGCCGUUGACGGUGCCCCCUCCGCCUGGCCAAAGCCCGGACCAGCUGCAGCCCGGAGGAACGCAUCCACCUGUCAUCAUCAGACGGCGUGCCCCCAUUGCCUGCCGAAGGUCCGACAAAAGCAAGAAACGAGAUGUGACGAAAAUGAAAAGUGUAGACGAGUCUAUCCCAGUACGUCUACCUGUUCCGGCGGCUCCUAGCCAGGUUAAGGGCGGCGAUGAAUGGGAUCUGUUGCCUCCUCUUCUCGAGGUUCUCGAUGCCGUCAACACUUUUACGCGACAUUACUUCCAGCUUGGCUUUAUCCCGAAGCAAUUGUUUCCAGAACGACUCCAAGCGAACCCCCGCUCUGUCAGUGUUUUUUUCCUCCUGGGGAUCCUCAGUGUCUCGGCGCGGUUGACACCAGCGCUAGUGAGACGAUAUGGGAGCGCCGUCAAAGCCUCUGAGAUAUUCAUGGAGCGAGCUUCUGCUUUAGCACAGACUGAGGUUUACAAGGAGCCAAGUCUGGAGAGAUGCCAGGCCUUCUAUCUGCUCAGUAUCGCCCAGCAAGGGAGCGGCUUGAAAUACCAGAGUUCUAUCAACAUGGCCAUAUCUAUCCGAAUGGCGACUUUGAUGCAAUUGCACAGGGAAGAAACAUAUGUCCUGCAAAAUCCCACUAGAGAGCUCAUCAUUAGGGCCGAGUCUGCCCGCAGAACCCUCGCAUAUCUUGGUGUAACCAUGAUCCCUCGCCUUUGCAAUAUUGUCCUUCGGAAAGCAUAUCUACAGGAGAUGCUAUCUGAUAAUAAAUCAGACCCCACGUUGACCUCGUUUUGGAAUAAGAUGGCCCAUGAGCUUUUCCAGAACGUUGAAGAUCUCUACCAACAAAUCGAAACUCAGUUCUCAGAACGGCCGUCAGAAGAGGGGCCAGGUGCUCAGAUGGCAAUUCCCGCACAGACCGUAUGGCCUUUAGCCAGCAGAUGGUAUGAACACCUCGAGCGAUUCUACAAGACGCAGUCGGUGGUGCCUGUUGGAGCAGAAGGGGGAAUGGAUGACAGCCGUGAUCCUAUUCCCCAUGUUCUGCAACAAGCUCCCAAGGGACAAGAUAUGAGGUCUGGUAGUCAGACAUCCAUCUCUCCGAUCCCAGGGCGAGAUGGUCAGCCAGCCAGCAACCCGGCUGUAACUAUCGCUCCAUUAUCUACACCUCCUGUCGUUUCAACCUCGUAUGCAGGCGCAGCUGGUAUAGCGCCACCGACCUCAGUCGCUCAAGCUCAAACUGUACCACAACCGUUACCUCCUCAACAACACAUGCUUCCUUCUCACAGCCAGGUCGAAGUUACACCAGCAACAGUUCCAGUACCGCAAGGCCCUGCUGCUCCAAGGCCGCCCACUACUGACGGCUUGGGCUUGCUCCUUGAAGCCUUCGAUACACACCAAGCAGCGAGUGGUGCAGCAGCUCCUCCCAAUGUCGUGGUGGCUGGACCAACCACCAUAACUACCGUUCCUCAACCUCCACACUCUCAGCACCAAGCUCAAGCAACGUUCAGCCCACAUGUCCCAACCCAGCAGCAACAGGCAUACUUCCCUCCUCAGACUCAGCCGCAACCGAAUCCCCAUGCAACAGGGCUGGUUAUGAACGAUGGUCAGGUUGGUCUGGAGGGGGAAUACCGGCAACUUCUCCGUCAAGGGCGCCAGUUUACCAACUACAACUUCCGAGAGUACGCCAAACGCCGGACGCGGGAUGCGUUCCGGGAGAAUAAGGAUGUCCAGGACCCCGCUCAGAUCCAGGAGUUGAUCCAGAAGGGGAGGCAAAACCUGGAUAUGAUGAAGCGCCAGGUGGCGAUCAGCCAAUUUUACCAGCUGAACAAGCUUGUGGUGGAAGGCGGGUUAUCAGGCAAGGAUUCGCCGGGGCAUGGCGAGACGGUUAGGCAGAAAGACACUGGCUGGGACUGA
Molecule: messenger RNA, 1959 nt
Organism: Thermochaetoides thermophila DSM 1495
Lineage: Eukaryota; Fungi; Ascomycota; Sordariomycetes; Sordariales; Chaetomiaceae
Exons: 13
Coding region: 1-1959 (652 amino acids)
Biological process (GO): iron-sulfur cluster assembly
Cellular component (GO): L-cysteine desulfurase complex; mitochondrion
Source: RefSeq, a predicted model, not a curated record